This is a messenger RNA of Zymoseptoria tritici IPO323, 2388 nucleotides long. RefSeq lists its product as uncharacterized. Gene Ontology annotation, biological process: negative regulation of DNA-templated transcription. Gene Ontology annotation, molecular function: RNA binding; metal ion binding. Gene Ontology annotation, cellular component: nucleus. The record is from RefSeq and is a predicted model, not a curated record. NCBI's taxonomy places the organism in Eukaryota, Fungi, Ascomycota, Dothideomycetes, Mycosphaerellales, Mycosphaerellaceae. The transcript has a single exon. The annotation marks the transcript as partial.
AGCGAGUUCACUUGACUGCUGUCACUCCUUCCUGCACUCACCUUCGCUUAUGAUCACGACUUCAACAACAUUCACUCGCAGCAUCUUCACGUGCUGUUGUUCACCUGUGCGCCACCGACGAAGAAGACCGUUUCAAGGCACAGCCGAGCUGGUACUUGAAGCUGAUACAACACACUUACAAAACCAACCACCCUCCUUUGGUCACCACGAUCACAACCGAACGACAACACCACCGCCAUGGUCUCUGAACGCAUAUACGACCUUUGUCGUCCCGUGCUGGACAGGGAGGACAUCGGAGAGGAGGAGAAGACCGAUACUUUGGAAGAGCUGCUGUCGUCGGAACCCACAUCCCUGAAGGGCAAAGCGCUGGAAGAUGCAGUAUUGGGAGUGCUCUGGCAAUGGAAGGCCGCGAGCGAUACAACCUCGUCAUCUCCGCCCACACGUGGGCCUGUUCCGGUCCGCUCGAGAUCACCUGCUCCGUGGAUACAACGAGCUGCGACGCCCACCUCUGGCACGAGCUCGCCGCGAUUUGCAAGCGCAACACCGAGUGUUCCACCAGGUUUCGGACCUCAACCACCCGCACUAGCGAGGACAAAAUCUUCCACGAUCGGCUCGCCAUUUGCUUCACCAAAGGCUUCUCCUAGACUACCCGUGGCCACUCCAGUAAUACCCCACAGCCCUCGGCUGAGCGCAUACCAGUUCAGCGAGGCGUUACCCAACUCGGAAAACUAUGGUGAUUAUGGUAGUGACAACGUCGACUGGCUGGUCAACGACGAUACGAGUAGCAAUGCUAGCUUCGGCGAUUCUGGUUUCGCCAGCUCUUCUGACUACAUGUCAUCCUACACAACCGACAUGAGCCCAUACGACAUGUUGCGUUCGAUACUACAGGACAACCGGAGCGACGAAGAAUUGGAGCAGAUACUCGAAGCGAACGGGUACGACCUGAGUCAGACCGUCAGUCAGAUCAUGGAGACUCAAAGCGCAAGCGGAGCAGCCUCCGCGGCUGCGCAACAGCAACAGGAGCAACAGAACCGGACGUACCUCAUUGGAAAGAACAUGUCACCUGGGUCGCGUCCUGUAACACCACUUGGUCAGCAGAAAUCAGCUACGGUCUGCAGGUACUGGUUGGCUAGUGGCCACUGUGCUCGAGCAGAUUGCAGAUUCGCGCAUGAAGUGCAGAACCAUCUGUGCAAGUACUGGCUGGCCGGAAACUGCAUCGCUGGGAGCUCUUGCUUGUUCUCACAUGACCCAACGAUUCUCAUGCAGCAAUUCUCCCUCGCCACCAGUGGAACGACGACUCCACAGCAGUUCACGCCCAAUUUCCAAUUACAAGACUACGACAGCUUUCCGGCCCUGCAGCCAACAACUAGUAAUCCAUAUGAGGACAGCCAGAGCGUAGACGCGGGAUCGUUGAACACGGCACUUCAAAAACAGCAGCAAGCCAUGGCCGAGGCACCACCGGGUCUCUUUCCGAAUUUCGUGCCCACAGGUCCACGUCUCAGCAGCCGGCCCAAUUCGCGACCCGGUAGCAGGCACACUUCUCGCGCUCCAACUCCUGGUGGCCGAGUGGACUUUCAGGAUGACGAAGCAUUCCCUACGCUAGGAUCGGCCGCAAGCAAACCCAUUGGUAAGCGUCACCACGGCAAGCGAGGAGGACACGGUCACCACAAUCAGGGACAGCCAGUUCAACAGCCUGGCAGUCUCGCACAUGUAGUCCGCAUGUCGCCCUCGCCGGCACCUAGUACCAACAACAUCCGCGAUGCCAUGCGCCGCGGUCUUCGCAACAACCGCUCUUUCACAUCCACGCGCGAGAACUCGUCAGCAGCAAUGGCGAUUCCAGCUCCGAAAGAAGUCCCAUGGCUCGAGACCGGCGACAAAGUCAACUCCGCUUACCUCAAAGCUCGACAAGAAGCAUUCAAGCACGGCGGCCUCCGCAACAAAUUCCUCCAAUCCGCCGCCCAAGCCUGGAACCGAAACGACGCCCGCGGCGCCAAGGCACUCUCCUUGCGAGGCCAGAACGAGAACGCCUUGAUGCGGGAGAAACACCGCGAAGCCGCCCGCGCACUCUACGCCGAACGUAACAAGGCUCUGGCAGCGGGCAGCGCGGGCUCCAAGGAGUUAUACGUCGAUCUACACGGCUUACAUCCGGAAGAAGCGGUGCAGUACCUCUCCGAAUGUCUGAAAGAACAAAAAGACGCCAAAGGAAACCGGCCCGUCUAUGCAAUCUGCGGAACGGGCCAUCACUCCAAGAACUCGAAAGACAAACUCGGCAAAGCGGUGAGACAGCACUUGAACGACUACAGAUUUGCGUUUCGAGAGUUCAGCGUGCCUGGAGAUCGGAACAAUGUGGGUGGCAUUUUGGGCAUUGAUCCCGCGAGUGGAGACAAG